GUCUUUUAGUAGCCAAUUGCUGUGUUUUGUUCUGAGCAGAUCUUAAUUACACAAUGUUAAAAGCAAUGGUUAGUGCUCACCAAAACACAAGGGCUUCUUGAACUGGUCACACGUUGUAUGUGUGUACCCCAGACUGGUGCUGRCAAUUCUGUUUGGAAUGAGGAAACUUGGAGAUGACCUCUUCAGAACAUGAGCAGUUUGUGAAAAUUAUAUUGUUCCUUUUGAAAGAGGAACAAUUUGGUGGUGAUGGAGUGCUGCCACUGACAGAUGGACUCACAGGAAAGAAGCUCAGAAGAGGCAGAAGGAGCCAAAGAGAGAGGCCUGGUCUAUGUUUGGAAGGCUGGUUCCUGCUCUGUAACUCCAGAAAGGCUUCCGGGCCUCAGUGGAAAGACAGUGUUACAGGCAGCCCUUGGAAUCCAUCAUGGGUUACUUCUGACUGAAGGUGGAGAGGUCUACAGUUUUGGAAAACUGCCCUGGAAACUGGGACCUGAGGAGUCAUGUGUUAACAGUCCUAUCUUAGAAAAUACAUUGCUUGGUCAUCGCAUUAUUACAGUGGCAGCCGGCAGCUUCCAUAAUGGAGCCGUGACAGAGAGUGGUGUGGUGUACAUGUGGGGGGACAAUUCUGCUGGCCAGUGCGCAGUCGCUAAUCAGCCCUGUGUGCCAGAGCCCCAGCUUGUCAGUAUCUGUGAUUCUGAAACCAGCCCUCUBUUAUCAGUAAGGAUUUUGCARCUGGCAUGUGGAGAGGARCACACRCUGGCACUAUCGCUGAGCAGAGAGAUAUGGGCCUGGGGGAGCGGCUGCCAGCUUGGUCUCAUAACAACAACUUUCCCAGUGACAAAACCGCAGAAGGUAGAGCACCUGGCAGGACGYGUUGUGCUCCAGAUUGCUUGUGGAGCCUACCACAGCCUGGCUCUGGUACAAUGUCUCCCUGUGCAGGAAAUGAAGCCUAUCCCAGAGAGAUGCAAUCACUGCAGUCAGCCUCUCAUUACCAUGACGGACAAGGAAGAUCAUGUAAUCAUUUCAGAUAGUCACUGCUGCCCACUGGGUGUAGCACUGUCUGAUAACCAACCAGAAGACAAUGUUUUCUGUCCCUCAUCGGAUAUCCCCACAGGAAAAAGUGCAACAGCUGGCCAAAGUGAAGAUUGUCAGAAACCUCUUGUGGAGCAACAUAGGUUUGGUGGUUUAGAGUCUGAUGGACCAAGUGGCCUUUCCAGCAACAGUGGACGGGAAGAUAGUGGAAUUUCUAGUUCAGCAAAUACUCCGUUCUCUAACAAAAAAGAAGUGAAAGAGUACUUAAUCGGUUUGUCAGAUCACUCAUUAAAUGAGAGCCUGAAUAAAAACACCUGUACAGAACCUGAACAGCCAUCUCAAGAGGAACAGCUCGGUGCUUGUAUCCCUGGCCCUCCAGGUAGCAGCACAUCCACRCUGAACAGCCUGGUGGCCUCCUGUGCCUCAGCAGUUGGGGUGAGAGUCGCUGCUACAUACGAGGCUGGAGCCUUGUCCCUGAAGAAAGUCAUGAACUUUUAUGGCACAUCUUCAACUGAGCCGGGAGCUCAGUCGGGCAGCAGAUCCCCAGGGCCCGAAGCGCUGAAAGACAGUCGAGAAGAGCAGGUCAGGCUGGAGUCCAUGCAGGGGAAAAAGAGUUCCAGUUUAGUAGAUAUUAGAGAAGAGGAGUCUGAAGGUGGGAGUCGAAGGCUUUCCCUGCCUGGCUUGUUGUCACAAGUUUCCCCAAGGCUCUUACGGAAGGUAGGAAGGGCAAAAAUGAGGACUGUGGCWCUGACUCCAACCUACAGUGGUGAAGCUGAUGCUCUUUUACCCUCUCUAAGAACAGAAGUGUGGAGCUGGGGGAAAGGGAAGGAAGGACAGCUGGGACAUGGUGAUGUUCUGCCAAGGCUUCAGCCAUUGUGUGUGAAAAGCCUUGAUGGUAGGGAAGUGAUUCACCUUUCUGCUGGUGGCCAUCAUUCCUUAGCACUCACUGCCAAAUCCCAGGUGUAUUCAUGGGGCAGUAAUACUUCUGGCCAGCUUGGUCACUUGAACUCCCCAACAACCGUCCCUCGUCUUGCAAAGGUUUGUGGUGAUGGUGUUUGGACCACAGCAGCAGGACUGGAUUAUUCCCUCUUCUUAGCAGAUGAGAAAGACUUCCAACCUGGAUUAUAUUACAGUGGCCAGGAGACAUCAACAGAAAACAAUUUGAAUGAAAAUAGCUGUAAUAAGAGUCCAGUUUUAUUACUAGCAUGUAGUAAGAUAGGGUACAUAAGCAAUGUGAUAGCUGGUGGUGACAACUGUCUGGCCUUAGUAGACAAAAACGUAAUGGGAUAUAUUGCCAGUUUGCAUGAGUUGGCUGCUACUGAGAGAAGGUUUUAUGUCAAACUGAGYGAGAUCAAAUCUCAGGUUCUUAGACCUCUUUUAGGUUUAGAUAAUUUGGGCAAUGCAAAUACAAUCCAGUUGUUGCAGGAAAUGGCAAGCAGGUUCAGCAAGCUGUGCUAUCUCAUUGGUCAACAUGGAGCUUCUUUAAGUAGCUUUCUUCAUGGAGUGAAAGAAGCCAGGAGCUUGGCCAUCCUGAAGCAUUCCAGUCUCUUUUUGGAUAGUUACACUGAGUAUUGUACUUCAGUAACAAACUUCCUCGUAAUGGGAGGAUUUAUGCUCCUUGCAAAGCCAGCAAUAGACUUCUUGAGUAGAAACCAGGAGCUGUUACAGAAACUGUCUGAGAAGAGUGAGGAGAACCUCCAACUAGUGGAARUUUUGAAUGCUCUGUUUUUCAUGCCAUUUGGACGACUUCAUAAUUAUGCCAGAACUUUGCUAAAGCUUGCCACGUGUUUUGAAGUGGCAUCUCCAGAAUACCAGAAGCUGCAAGAUUCUAGUUCAUGUUAUGAGAGCCUUGCUGUCCAUCUUAGCAGAAAAAUGAAAGAAGCAGAAUACACCCUUGGCUUCUGGAAGACCUUUCCAGGGAAGAUGACGGACUCCUUGCGGAAGCCGGAGCGUCGUUUGAUCUGUGAGAGCAGCAAUCGGGGGUUGUCCUUACAGCACGCAGGAAGGUUCUCAGUAAACUGGUUCAUCCUCUUCAACGAUGCUCUGGUGCAUGCUCAGUUCUCAACACACCAUAUCUUUCCCUUGUCCACACUGUGGGUAGAAGCUCUUUCAGAAGAAACUGGUAAUGUGAACGGGUUGAAAAUUACAACACCAGAAGAACAGUUUGUUCUUGUUUCUUCAACACCGCAGGAGAAGACCAAAUGGUUGAGGGCAAUAAGCCAAGCAGUGGAUCAGGCCCUUAAAGGGACUUCUGACAUGAUUUUGUAYGGAGCUGGUGGGAACAUACCAAGACAGGAACCUCCUAUUUCUCGCAGUGCCAAAUACACCUUCUACAAAGACCCUCGAUUCAAGGAUGCUGUUUAUGAUGGGAGGUGGCUUUCAGGAAAACCCCAUGGCAGAGGGAUCCUAAAAUGGGCWGAUGGACGAAUGUACUCUGGAACUUUCCGAACUGGGCUGGAGGAUGGGUAUGGUGAAUACAGAGUGCCCAACAAAGCACUGAAUAAAGAGGACCAUUAUGCAGGGUACUGGAAGGAAGGCAAAAUGUGUGGGCAUGGAGUGUACAGCUAUGCCACUGGGGAGGUGUAUGAAGGGUGUUUUCAGGAUAACAUGCGCCAUGGGCAUGGGCUGCUGCGCAGUGGGAAGCUGACCUCUUCUUCUCCCAGUAUGUUCAUUGGACAGUGGAUAAUGGACAAGAAGAGUGGUUAUGGAGUUUUUGAUGAUAUCACAAGAGGCGAAAAGUACAUGGGGAUGUGGCAAGAUGAUCUUUGCCAAGGCAAUGGUGUUGUGGUUACUCAGUUUGGACUCUAUUAUGAAGGAGCCUUCAGUACCAACAAAAUGAUGGGGACCGGAAUUCUGCUUUCUGAGGAUGAUACAGUSUAUGAGGGGGAAUUUUCAGAUAAUUGGACUCUGAGUGGAAAGGGAACCCUGACCUUGCCAAAUGGAGAUUAUAUUGAAGGUCUCUUCAGUGGAGAGUGGGGGUCUGGAAUAAAAAUCACAGGAACCUACUUCAAACCUAGUUUGUAUGAGAAUGAGAAGGACAAGCCUAAAGCACUGUGGAAACUUGGAAAUCUGGCAGUGUCUCCUGAUGAGAAAUGGAAGGCAGUAUUUGAAGAAUGCUGGAACCAGCUUGGUUGUGAAAGCCCUGGCCAGGGGGACAGAUGGAAGGCUUGGGACAACAUUGCGGUGGCUCUGACCACCAACCGGCGGCAGCACAAAGACAGCCCGGAAUUAUUGAGCCGUUCACAUACUCAGACACUGGAAAGUUUGGAGUUCAUUCCACAACACGUUGGUGCCUUCACCCUGGAAAAAUAUGAAAAUAUAAAAAAAUAUUUGAUAAAGGCUUGUGAUACUCCUCUCCAUCCCCUGGGCAAGUUGGUGGAAACCCUGGUAGCUGUGUACAGAAUGACCUAUGUUGGAGUAGGAGCAAACCGACGAUUACUGCAGGAGGCUGUAAGAGAGAUCAAGUCCUACCUCAAGCGCAUCUUCCAGCUGGUCAGGUUCUUGUUUCCUGAUCUCCCAGAAGAGGGCAGCACAAUUCCAUUUGGGGCAAUGGAGACAAAAGGAAGGCGAUCAUUUUGCAGUGGGAAAUCUGAUUCCGAAUCAGAAUCUCCUGAGCCAGGCUAUGUGGUAACCAGUUUUGGCUUGCUGCUCCCUGUGUUACUGCCACGCCUCUAUCCUCCUCUGUUUAUGUUGUAUGCCUUGGACAACGAGCGUGAGGAGGACAUUUACUGGGAAUGUGUUUUACGUCUAAACAAACAAACUGAUYUGGCUCUUCUCAGUUUUCUUGGAGUGCAAGCGAAAUUUUGGCCAGGAACUGUAUCAAUCUUUGGAGAGAGUAGAAAGGUAUCGUCAACUACAAAAGACUACUGCUUUGCCUCUGCUGUUGAAUGUUUACAGCAAAUCAGUACCACAUUUACCCCAGCUGACAAGUUGAAGGUGAUCCAGCAGACUUUUGAAGAGAUCUCCCAGAGUGUGCUUGAGACCCUUCAGGAAGAUUUUCUGUGGUCCAUGGAUGACUUAUUUCCUGUUUUYCUCUAUGUGGUGCUACGAGCCAGGAUAAGGAAUUUGGGGUCUGAGGUGCACUUAAUUGAAGACCUGAUGGAUCCYUAUCUCCAGCACGGGGAGCAAGGCAUCAUGUUCACUACCUUGAAGGCAUGUUACUACCAGAUUCAACAUGAAAAACUUACCUAGACCAUCAUUUACGACCUGUCUCUGUGGGAAAAUCUACUCAGUGGAACUUCACUGAAAACUACUUCUUCUCUGAAAUGGCCCAUAGAAAAUAYUUGGUUAUAGAUCUGCUUCUGCAGAUAAAAAUAUUCAGUUUCUUCUGAACUUUCUGUUCUAAGAUAUGAAAACUGCAGCCAGAGGCUUCCUGGGAAGUGGUAAUGAAGUUAAAGACUUGGUUUGUCAAAUACUUACCAAGAAGAAAUGCUUUCCUAUUCUAAAAGAAAGAUUAUUUACUCCUUUGAAAUUAMCCAUGCUGCACAAAGGCAUGAUAUCUACAUAGAACACAUGUGAAAGUCUGAACCGCAUGGCUUCCAAAGCAGUGGGUUUGCUUUUAUUAUUCCUGGUUUGUCAACAGAAACGUAUAAAGGGAAUGAAUUGCACCAGAGAACCAUUUGGUCUUCCUGAAUUAAGCUGUAUGUUUGUUUAUUUAAGAAAAUAGAAAUAUGUUAGUAUUUAUAAUGGGUACCUGUAGUGUGUUUGGCUGUAAAGGUUUUGGGGCAUCUGUGUUGAACAGCAUUGCUGAAUGCAGUAUUCAUGUGCUGUUGUGGAAGUAAUCACACUGUUAUGGACUUCUUGUUUAUUAGAAUUGUAAAUAUACAGGCAUUUACUGUUCUGUUUAUGAAAUAAAUAAAAGGCACUGACCACUUCA
Malurus melanocephalus (red-backed fairy wren) is the source of this 5905-nucleotide messenger RNA. It is a transcript of the gene ALS2, whose product is annotated as alsin Rho guanine nucleotide exchange factor ALS2. NCBI's taxonomy places the organism in Eukaryota, Metazoa, Chordata, Aves, Passeriformes, Maluridae. The record is from RefSeq and is a predicted model, not a curated record. Bases 268 to 5220 code for a protein of 1650 amino acids. Gene Ontology annotation, molecular function: guanyl-nucleotide exchange factor activity. The transcript has 34 exons.